AUGUCCCAUCUCUCAAUAUCCACACCAGAGCUGGUCAACACGCUGAGGCAGAUGGGCCAACAGGUCAAGUGGCCCCCAAAGAUGAAAGCACCUGACUCAUUUCGGAACCCGGGACUCUGGUGCGACAUCCAUCGCGAUCACGGCCACAGAACUGAAGACUGCGUCGCCCUGAAGAUCGAGGUCAAUGAACUGCUCCAAAAGGGGCAUCUCCGAGAAUUCCUUUCAGAGAAAGCCAAGGCUCAUCUUAGCAAAGAAGCAUCAGGGAAAUCCAAAGGAGACGCGCCAAGCUUACCACCUCGCCAGGACCGGGUGAUUCACGUCAUCUCAGGAGGCUCUGAAGUAAGUGGCGUGAGUCAUGCAACUGCGAAGAAGAGCACCCAUAAUGCUAAACACGGCCUGGACACUGUUAAACCUAAACGCCUACUUCUAGGUACCGACGAGAUAAGCUUCACAGCAAAGGAGCAAGAGAAGAUAUUAGCUCCCCACCAUGACGCUCUAGUUGUCUCACCGGGGUAUCUCGCAAGAGGUAAAACAUGGCCUAACCACCGGGGUAUCUCGCAAGCUGAUAUCUUGUAUGGUCUCCGGACCAUGAUUUCUAUAUAA
Molecule: messenger RNA, 603 nt
Organism: Brassica rapa (field mustard)
Lineage: Eukaryota; Viridiplantae; Streptophyta; Magnoliopsida; Brassicales; Brassicaceae
Source: RefSeq, a predicted model, not a curated record